GAAGGCCCUGAUGGACCUGCCUCUGAUCACUGCUGAUAAUGAGCCAAGCCAGACAGAAUUUUACACACAAACGCAACGCCAGUGUGUUAAUCAGACCAGCUAAUCAGGUCUGAGCUCUUUUCAAUGUACUGUUCUGCAGCCUUUCUGAACAACAGAAGUCAGAGUUGUCUUCAGAUAUAUUGUUUCUCCUCAGGUUUAAGAGGCUGGUGAUGGUAUGGAGGAUCCUAAAAUGUUUACAGAUUUGCAGAGAAUGGAGGUGAAAUGUCUGGGACCUCUUUAACCUUACACCCUUACAUUCCUUUGGGUGCAAUUAAGUUCCUUCGUUAAUACAGUAGUUGUAGCCUGAGGAACAUUCCUUGACUUGUUUUAUCACCUUGGUUGUCACUAAUGCACAGCUGUGCAGCAUUACACCAGCAUAGUGGCAGAAAAAACACAUUUUAAUUUUGUAAUAUAUUGGCCUGAAAUGAUGCACAGCAUGAUGCACAGCAUGUACAACAACAUUAGAUACGUUUCAUUGUCAGUUACUGAAUAGCCUGCAAGCUCUCCACCCUAAAUGUCACAUCGUUCCCAGUAGAUACCUGUUUGGUUGGUCUCUUAUGUUUGUUUGGUACUUGAAGGAGGCCCGAAGCUACAGGCAUGUUGGCAGCCUUUGUUGGUUCAGCAAGACGUUUCCAGUCAUUAGACUAGAUUGAGGAGCUAAUUUACUUUGCUGGUAAGCUAAUGGACAAAAUGUGUUGUUACCAGUAAGGAUGAUGGAACGCACAUGCUGUUGAGUUAAUGCUUUAGAUCUAUCUAUUUGUGUUGCUGAUGUUCUGUCUUCAGAAUAUCUUUUCAUUUCGAUGGAUUGCCUGUUCAUAUCUUUCAUAUAUUGAUAAAGAUAUUUUCCCAAAUGGGGGGGCAAGCAUGAGGGGUGUUUUUCCUUGUUUUCUCUAUCUGAACCUUUGCUAUGGUUGCAUGCAGCCUGACAUCUGGGCUCCACCUUGGGCCAAAGGUAUGAGCCCAACUUCAAAAGGCAAAUCCGACACAGAGGCACAUCAGGAUGAGUUCCCCACUGAGAGGAUCGGCUCCAAGCAUCUGGCUCAAACCUUAUUUUGAUCUCCUGUGCUUUAUUUCCAGUUGGCCCUUCUCAGUGGAGACAAAGGGGUGGAGUGCGGUUGUGUGGGGCAGAGAAAAGCAUGGCAGCAACUUGGCUCAAAGUUCGACUUGCUUUUCUAAAUGUUUAAAACUCAUUUUCAACAGAUAGAACGAGAAGAGAGGUUUUUCUUUAACCAAACAAGAUGACAUAGACGACUGGGAACACCUGGAAUACGAGUAAGUAUACAGUGGGAAAGUAUAUACAUUUCAGGCAUCAGCAGCUAAUGGAAUCGGUAAUAAAUUAGAUUAUUUGACAGAAGUGGAGCAUGUGCUGCAGUUAAUCAUAACACCUUCUCCUCGGGCUCACACCAUAAUCUUCCUCAACUAUGGCUCAUGUUUUACGUAUACAGGUAUUCACCUUUUGUUAUAAUUUACUGCUUCACACUUUGCAGAUGGUGUUAACAUUGAAGCUAAAAAAAUAAGUCAGGUCAGCUCAGUGCAGAGAACACUUGGUGGUAAUACGACACUACAAGCAGCAGUGCAUUCUGUUGUUUAUUGACAGUUGAGUUAGAGUUUCAUAACUUAUCUGAGUCAUCCAGAGUUGAGAGCUCAGAAUUGCGUGUGAGCAAUGUUUCACAUGGUGUCUGCCAGAGGUCAGAAACAGGUCACGUUACUACGAGUCAACGAGAGGAAAAAACAAUGGCUAAUAAUAAAAAAAUAAUAAGCACGACAGAUAAGCACAUCAAAUAUUUGUUAUUUAACUUUCAAGUAUAAAAUAAACUGUAGCUGAUCACUUUUUUUCAGGAACUGCAGACGCAUUGGAUGCAGUUCUAUCAAGCUAAAUUAAAACUUCAGUUUACUACUGAUUAUCUGAGUCUUUCUCUACACACAGAAUCUCUCCUCUGGGAGAGCAGGUCUAAUAAAUAGGCUCAGUGGAGGAGCGUAUGUGGUCUUCGGUGACUUGGUAAUUAGGCAUGAAUAGCAAAGCCAUUAUCAGGGCUGGUUUUAUGGGACGAAAUAGGAUACUUGACACUUGACAAAAUAUUGUGAUUUUAAAACCAGCCAAGACUCCCAAUACAUUGUUAUCAAAUAAAGCUGCAGAAAUUCAGUUUAGCUUCGGCAGUACUAGAAUGAAGCCCCUUUGAUCACAUUAGAUUAUAGGUGCGUUUCUGUGUGUGCGACAUGAUGUAGAGGAUGCAGGACUCCGGUUUCUCAAGAGAGAAGAAAGCCCUCUUUGUUUUGGUGACCACAGGCUCGGAGCCACACACACACUCACAUCCACACAUUCUCGGAUAUACUCCCAGAGAGGCUCAAAUUAGACCUGGAAGGUGAUUUCUUUCAGGAGAGACGCUCUCUGGAGACGGACCAGGUUCAUGUGAGGACGUGUCACGUAAAUGGGCCAUCAGAAAUAUGAGCAUGGCUUUGUCCACUGUGUAUCUAUGGAUGGCAGCUCUUUGUGUUUCAUUAUGCAGGGAUCCUACGUGUUUGUGUGAAGCUAUUCUGGGAUAAUCUUAACUGUUCAGCGGUUAAAUGUGUUUUGCUCUUGAUGAAGGGAUUUUAAAGAACAAGUCUUGACAGAUCAUGGUUGUGCAGCCCCGUUGGCAAAUAGUUUGCAUGUAUUUAUUUGGUAAGAGAGACAGUGCACUCUCAUUGGUGGAUGCAAAUCAUUGCAUGCAAGACAAGUAAAUAAUCUGUCUAGGUCUAAGUUUGAACCUGUCUUUUUUUUGUAAGGCCUUGACUUGAAUGCGUGGCUCAAAACUCCCACACAGCAAUGAAAAAGUGAAUUCUAGCAACACAAAUUGCUUUCAUUAUUGUAAUAUGUUUAUCAUUGGUAUGCAGCAUUGCUAUUCAGAUGUGUGAGCAUGUGUCAGAGUGUGUGUGCGUGUGUUCUAUAGGACGAGGGCCUCCGGUUUUCCUCUUAUAGGCUGCUGGAAAUAGCCUGCAAGUAAGAAAUAUUUGAAAGUUGUGAUUCGCGCAGACGUCCCUCAUUUCCAAACUCUCUGUCUCUCAAAAACUUGCACAGUCGUGCUCCAACACAUAACGCAGACAUUCAAACAAUGACUUCUCCCUGCUGCCCGCCAUGUGUGGAUUGGGUGUGUUUGUAUUGUGCUGUUGGAUAGUUCGGGAUGUGGGGUGGUGUGUGCGUUAGAUCGGGGGGGCAUCCGCUGUGAGUUACAGCAGAAAGGGAAGGGAGCAGGACGGGGCAGUUGUACAGAGCAAGGGCUGAAAUAACAGUGGAGGAAAUUAUCCUGUUUCCAGUCACUGCUGGAAGGAUAUCGCCGCUGCUCUAAUAUGACCAGAAGCCCAAAGCACGGCCCGCAUUCCAGCAUCGGCGACCAGGUCGACCACCUAUCACUGGCCUCCCUGGAGUCGUUCGACGCCAUGUCUGAGGCCGACUCACCCACAGCCUUCACCCGGGGCAGCCGGAUUCGCGCUAGCCUGCCCGUGGUGCGAUCGACCAACCAGACAAAGGACCGCUCGCUAGGUGUGCUGUACCUGCAGUACGGGGACGAGACCAAACAGCUCCGCAUGCCGAAUGAGAUCACCAGUAUCGACACUAUCAGAGCUCUGUUUGUUAGUGCCUUCCCACAGCAGCUCAACAUGAAGAUGCUGGAGUCGCCCAGCGUUGCCGUCUACGUCAAAGACGACAUGAGAAACAUGUACUACGAGCUCACUGAUGUCAGGAACAUCAUAGAUCACUCCUGCCUGAAGGUCUACCACAAAGACCCAGCACAGGCGUUCAGCCAUGGUCCAAGACCUGCCAAUGGCGAUGCCAGGAUGAACAGUGAAAUGAUGCAUGCUGUUCGUGAUGGCCCGCACCCUCUGAGACAGCCCCCCAUGGGUCCCCCAUCACACCACCCCAUGCAGGGAGCACUUUCCCCAACUCCUCACUCCAUGCCCCCAUCCCCCUCCAGAAUCCCAUUUGGCCCACGGCAGGGCUCUAUACCUGGCAACGCCACUAUCCCAAGGGACCGACUGUCUAAUGCCAACCCUCCGGCCCGCUCCAUCUCACCCUGUCCCAGUGCCAUCCUGGAGAGACGGGAUGUCAAGCCAGAUGAGGACAGGGGUGGCAAAAGCCACAGUCUAUCUAGGGGAAAUGAGGGGUUGUAUGCAGACCCAUACUUGCUCCAAGAUGGAAGAAUGAGCAUGGCUGCUGCCCAUGGACCACACCCUGGGCUGGAUUGUCCAGAUCAUGGCAUGGGGGGAUUUCACCGUGCCUCCAUUCGCUCCACAAGCUCUUACAGCCCCAGCCCCACAGACACUAUGGAUCACCCCUCACUGUACAGGCAGAAGUCCAGAAACAGCCAGCUGCCUACUUUGGGCUCCAAGACUCCUCCCCCAUCCCCUCACCGGAUGGCUGAGGUACGGAUGAUUGACAUCCAUGGCGGGCCUCCUCAUGGCGGGCCUCCUCAUGGCGGGCCUCCACAUGGCGGGCCUCCACAUGGCGGGCCUCCACAUGGCGGGCCACCUCACGGUGUUUCCAUGGAGAGAAGCUCACCUGUGCGCCAGUCAUUCAGGAAGGAGGAAGUGGCAGGGACCAAGCCCCGAAACAACAUGGGAUCACCUGUAGUUCCAGACCUCCAGGGUCACCUCCAGGGCCCCAUCGCAGUUGCUAGUGAGCAUCAAACACGAGUGCGAAUGAAGGCUAUGGAGCAACAGAUUGCCAGCUUGACUGGUCUUGUUCAGCAUGCACUUUUAAAGGAGCCAAACACUAGUGGCACCAAGGAGCUACUAAGUGAGAUACCACCGAAGACAUCAUCUCCAGCCCACAGUGCACAUAGCUCAGGUGGUUCCCCAGUCUUGGCUCCCAAGAGCAGCGCGGCUCCAUUAGACAAGGGUCCAGUUCCUCUGAAAGUCAACCUCCUGCAGUUCAGAAAGAAUGUUUCUGACCUCAGGAUCCAACUCCAUCAGAUGAGACAGCAGCAGGUCCAGAACCAAGAGGCAUUACGAGUCCAGCUGAAGCGGGCAGAGCAGGAAAUCAGUGUUAAACUUGCAGAGGCCAUGCGAGGCCUGGAGGACCCUGUGCAGAGACAGAGAGCUUUGGUAGAAGAGGACAGGCACAAGUACUUGGGUCUGGAGGAGCGUGUCCUCACACAACUCGGUGAGCUGGAGCAGUAUGUAGGCUCCCUGCAGAAAGACUCGGCAGCGACACAGAGAGUAGUGACUCUGAAGGACGUGGAGGAGGGAGCAGUGACUCUGAGAAAGCUGGGAGAAUCUCUGGCAGGGCUCAAAGGAGAGUUCCCAUCCCUACAAACAAGAAUGCGGUCUGUGCUCAGGGUGGAAGUGGAAGCAGUCAAGUUUUUGAAGGAGGAGCCUCAUAAACUGGACAGCAUGCUGAAAAGGGUCAAGAGCCUGACUGACACACUCAGCAGUCUGAGAAGAUGUGCUACUGAGGGCCCUCAGAAAGGACCUGAUCCCUCUGCUAAUGUCCCAGUGGACAACAGCUCUUCAGCAGCGGCAGAAGCUCCCGCACCAUCAGUCCAGCCUGGCUCCACAUCAGCCCCGCUGGAACCCCAGAGCUCCACCAUCAAAUCAGAGGUGAUGCCUUCCUCUCCGGUGGUCAUCCAUCAUGUCCAGAGCUCCCCGGUCCACAUACAGCAGUCCCAGCAGUCUGCAGCCUUGACAGCUCAGCCCAGUCCACCGCUCACCCCCAGCCCCUCACAGAUCCCCAGUCCCACCCCGGGCAAGAGUCAAGGCCGGGACUCUCCCAAGGGGGCAGCCUCCGAUCCACCAAGUCCUGCCCAUCAUAAGAAGACACAAGGGAACCCAGUGAAUAAUGGAAACGGCACUGCCCCCCAGAGUAUUGUCUUAGAGGAGCUCCAGAGCAGUCAGGACAAGAGCAAAAACAGAGCUUUCUCCAUAAAGGCAGCAGAAAAGGAGUGGGAAGAGAGGAGGCAGAACAUGGGUCACUAUGAUGGAAUAGAGUUCGACAAGAUCCUCCAGGAAGCCCAGGCCAACAUGAUGAAGGGCAUUCCCAGUCUAGAGGUGGAAGAGAACCCAGCACUGACCCCUGAUGCCACUGCAGAACAAGCAGACAUCCACAAUGCUGUGGAGUCACCGACAGAGCCCCAGUCUGAGCCUCACUCUGAUAAACCAGGCAAGAAGGGGCCUGAGAAACUCCCAAAGCCUGUGAUGGAGAAACCAGCCAAACCUGCACCGGAGAGACCCUCCAAGACUGCCACCAAGCCAGUCUCCACUGACAGCUUUACUAAGCAGGGGUCUGAAAAGUCAAGCAAGUCUCCACCACCACCUCCUCCAAGGAAGACUUUCUCCAGCUCGAGCUCAGGCAUGACUACCACACGCUCCGGUGAAGUGGUCUACACCAGCAGGAAAGAGUCCGUCUCGGCUCAGGAGGGUGAAGAGGACACUCCACCGCCCAGUCCACUACCAAAGCCAAACAAGGUUCCACCAGAGACCAAGCCGAAGCCCGCCACCCCUCCCCCCGUCACUCCUCCUGUUACCAGAGAAGAGGAGGAUGAAGGGGACAAAAUCAUGGCAGAGCUCCAGGUUUUCCAGAAGUGCACGGUUAAGGAUGUAGGGGUGAAAAAUUUGGUAGAACCAACUUCUCGAAUUGAACCUCAAAUCAGAGAACUAAGACCGGGGCCCUUAUUGCCCCUCAAAGAGAAAAAGCAGAGCUCUGAGCCCACUGGAGAUGAUAAAGAUCCAGACACAGAUGAAAAUGGGAAUACUACUCUCCGACAGAGCCAAGGGGUCAUAUACUAUGUGACUGGUCAGAUUCCCAAAGAGCAUCCAGCCCCUUCAGGAACAGAGGAAACCCCCGAACACCGAGAGCCCACACAGCCUCCAUCACAGGUGUCAAAUGUCAAUGUUAACGACAAUUCUCCAAGCCAGCAGCAGCAGCAGCCACUGUCUCCACCACCCAAAUCACCCCCGCCUGUAACACCUCCACCUAUAUCACCUAAGCCUGUGGGACUGAAAGGAUUCAAACUUCCAAGGAUGCAAGUUAAACGCUCCGAAUCCUUGAAGACCAGUGCAGAAAUGGAGAAGGGAAAAAUCCUCAACAAAAUUAACACUGAAAAGAAAAGUAAAGUCAUCCAGCAACGUGUUUCUUCUAAUAAAAAUAUAAUACCCGAGCCUGCGGCUACCACAGCAACCAGUACCAUAAGAGUGGUGCCUAAAAGUUCUGUUGCUCCACCAAAAAAGGCUCCAAGUGAGGACAGUGAUCCACCAGAAUCUAAAUAUAAUCGUGAGGAGUGUAAUGAGGAGGCUAGUCUUAGUCAAGACUUGCCUGGAGAAGAGGCACCUCCACCCCCUGACAACAUAGCAUUUAUGAUCACUAACACCAAAGUUCAGGCCCUUUCCUGCGGCGAGUACCAGGAACUGGUCAAUGCCAAGAAAGGUGUCCAGACUGUUACUGUAGGUAAUGCAACUUACCGAGGGAGCACCACAGCAGGACCCAAUGCGCAACAGGAUAAUGGCUUCAACAACAAGCCUGUCAUCAUCAUUUUUGACGAGCCUAUGGACAUCCGUUCAGCGUACAAGCGCCUGUCCACCAUCUUUGAAUCUGAGGACGACCUGGACAGGAUGCUUGCAGCAGAGUGCAUCGAGGAGGAGAGCGAGGAGUCGGACACCGAGAGGAGCGGUGGGCUGCAGGUUAAAGCGGGAGGGACCGAGGUGGUUGAUGGCAAGAACGUCAGCACUUCAACGGUCACUGCAGACCACAUAUUAUCAUCCUCAUCUUCAUCAUCAAUAUCUGAGCUCACGGACAGUGGAGGGAACUUAGAGUCAAAUAGUGCUAAGCAGGAUGUUAAGAAGAAGUUCAAAUUUAGGUUCCCUACGAAACAGCUGGCAGCGCUGACCCAGGCGAUUCGCACUGGCACCAAGUCAGGGAAGAAGACUAUACAGGUGGUUGUCUAUGAAGAUGAGGAGGAAACCGACGGUACUAUCAAGCAGCACAAAGAAGCUAAGAGAUUUGAGGUUACACGCUCAAAAUCCUUUGCAGACGCUCCCAAGGCAACAGGCUCAGCCGCGCUGAAGAGGCAGAACUCCGACUCCCUCUACAGGACGGACGAGAUCCGGAAGAACACCUACAAGACACUGGACAGCCUGGAGCAGACCAUCAAGCAGCUGGAGACCACCAUCAGUGAGAUGGGACCACACUGCCCUGGGGAGCCAGUCUGCACAGAGGAAGCUAAAGCAGAGUAUGGGACAAGCUCAGAAGGAGUGGGGCUGAAGAGGUCUUCCUCUCUCCCUACCUCCAGAGGGCCAGGUCCUAAGAUACCCAGCAAAAAUCCAUUGCUGAAGAAGACUAAACCUCAACUGCUUCCUCGCCCUGUAGUCAUCCCUACUACCACAACCACCACCACUGUCCCCAGUGCGCCCACCACCAACACCAGUGUCGCUUCCCCUACUAGUCGGAUGCCCGUCCCUUUGUCUGCGAAGUCCAGGCAGUCGCCGGGUACUACUGACAAAGCAGGAAAACAGCAAAAACUGCAGGACGCUCAGAGGCAGUUCCGACAGGCUAACGGAAGUGCUAAAAGAGUGGGAGGGGAUCAUAAAACUACUUCCCCUACUAUACCCACCUCUAAAAUCCCUGCUUUUUAUCCUAGCUCUACUAAAGGCAGCUCCCAGUCUGUGCAAAACUCAGAUGCAACUAAUCCCAUUAACCCUUCCUCUUCCUCCUCCUCCUCCUCUGUAAUAAAAUCCAACAUCCUGUCCUCUCACGCUCCUCGUUCCGGUUCCCAACCCUCCUCCCACAUCCCCUCCCUGUCUAACGGAUCCCUUAAACUCCCCACACCCCCACAGCACACAGGUAAAGCUCUCUCGUUCUCCUCGCAGACUCAGAAUGGUCGAGUGCACUCCUCCUCCUCCUCUUCAUUCUCCUCCUCUUCCUCAUCCUCCUCCUCCUCCUCCCCCUCCCCUCUGUCGCCCACUCCUUUGGGCCCAGGUGGAAAGAGCAUCCGCACCAUACACACGCCCAGCUUCACCAGCUACAGGUCCCACAACGGCAGCAGCGGCAAAUCCUGCAUCCCAACAGCCACAGCAGCAAAGGACACCACUUAGCCCCAUUAUGGCCCCUCUGGCUUUACCGCAUAGCAGGUAGAGCUGGUCAUGUUUCAUUUUGUAUUGUUUUGGUUUGUUGUUUUUUUUUCAGUUCCUGUAAAAGUAUUAAGUGAUGCACUUCAUGUUUUAUUUGACACUGGCAUUCUCACACCAAUGCUUCUAUCUCUUUUGAAUUGCAAUUUCCAUUUUUGAAAAAAUAUUUACUUGGAUUCUGAUUCUUUCUUGGAGGUGUACCACAUGUUCUGUCAAGAAUAUUUUGUAAUGGAACUAAAAAAAUGUUUAGUUUUACCACUUUGUAGAUGAAAGUGGAAGGCUCUCGUGGUGUUGGAAAUCUAUUUUUCUUGCUGUAGCUAUGAAUAGGGAAUAUAGAGUUGAUGUACAAUCACGAAGUACCAUGUAAAAAAUGUGUUUUAUUUUUCAAACCAGAGAUUGAAUAACCAUAGUAUAUUUCUUAAGUUGUCAGACAUUCAACACAGCCCUUGUAAAUGCCUUUUAUGAGUGUAUACAUAAUGUAUACAGACACGUUAAAGUUGAACUCAUUAUUAACUUCUGUUUUCUAAGAAUAUUUUCACAUUUUUCACCCAUAUGAACUGCCAAUUUCUUUUACAGAUUUGUAAAACUGGUAUCAUAAGUAAUACAAGUUUUCAUUUUAGUGUGCCUAUUUGCCAAAGUUGUUGGACAAUGACUCACUUCAGGCCUAACCCAGUCACAAGAUUUAGGGGAAUUUACAUGCACUCUCUUGAUGUGAUGGCUGAAGUGUUGACCUCAGUGUUUGUACUGUUGGUCUUGGUUUGUUAAGUUAACAUGUAUUGUUGUCUAAAUGUAAACUGUACUAAAACAAAGUAAAUCAGUUCUACCACAUGUACAUAGAUGCUUAUACUAAGAAAAUAAGUAGUUUUGUUAACAUACCAAAGUUUAUUUGUAUGCAUGCCUUUCAAAUACUUUAGGAGAGUGAUGUAAAAAAAAGAAUUAUGUUUGCACAAAUAGGUUUUGUAAAUAUCUGGUUUUCUCUCAUUUUUGUAAAGCUUUAAAUCAUACUAUAAAGGAGCAAUGUGGUAAAGACAAAAACUGUGUUGGAGUAGCAAAAAUAAAGACUUGCAUGCUUGUAAUGCA
Anarrhichthys ocellatus (wolf-eel) is the source of this 10212-nucleotide messenger RNA. RefSeq names its product KIAA1217 ortholog. Lineage: Eukaryota; Metazoa; Chordata; Actinopteri; Perciformes; Anarhichadidae. The transcript is spliced from 20 exons. The coding region runs from base 3367 to 9099 and encodes 1910 amino acids. Gene Ontology annotation, cellular component: cytoplasm. The record is from RefSeq and is a predicted model, not a curated record.